Molecule: messenger RNA, 7850 nt
Organism: Boleophthalmus pectinirostris (great blue-spotted mudskipper)
Lineage: Eukaryota; Metazoa; Chordata; Actinopteri; Gobiiformes; Gobiidae
Gene: zcchc24
Product: zinc finger, CCHC domain containing 24
Exons: 4
Coding region: 286-1005 (239 amino acids)
Molecular function (GO): zinc ion binding; nucleic acid binding
Source: RefSeq, a predicted model, not a curated record
AUUACAUAUUCAAAGACGCUCUCUCUCUGCCCCGCUGCAAUAAAGGCAGAUAACGGGGCAUGGGGCGCAGGGAAAGUUUUCAUACUGACAUGUUAGCGCGAUGACUUGCGAGUAACAUCUGAUUGGGACGAGGCUCCCGGCGUGCGGCGGAAGAACCAGGGGGACGUGCCAUUUGCCGGGACAGGGACCCGCACCGUACGGAACCUCAACAAGACCGCGAGAGAGAGUUGAGACGAGUCCAAGAAGCAGCGGAGGGAAAUCUCGUGUGUCCAUCUGAAUGAAAAGAUGAGCUUGUUGUCUGCCAUCGACACGAGCGCCUCCGUGUACCAGCCCGCGCAGCUGCUCAACUGGGUGUAUCUGUCCCUGCAGGAGCCGCACCAGACCAGCGCGUUCGACGCCUUCAGACCCGAGCCCAACUCUUCCCACUCGGAUCUCAACUUCAGCAAGACUCCCGCGGCGGCCGACCUCAGCUCCCCGCUCAACUCCAACUAUCUCAACAACUUCUUCCAGCUGCAGCGGAACGAGGCCCUAAACAACAACGUGUACAAGAACGUGUCUCCCUAUGGCUCCCUCAACAACAUCGUGGACGGGCUCAACUCCCUGACAGACCACUUCUCCGACCUGUCCCUGUCCUCCGAGCCCCGGAAACCCAACAAGAGGCCCCCACCCAACUACCUAUGCCACCUGUGCUUCAACAAGGGACACUACAUCAAAGACUGCCCCCAGGCCAGACCGAAGGGAGAGGGUCUGACUCCGUACCAGGGGAAGAAGAGGUGCUUUGGGGAGUACAAGUGCCCCAAGUGUAAGAGGAAGUGGAUGAGUGGAAACUCCUGGGCCAACAUGGGGCAAGAGUGCAUCAAGUGCCACAUCAACGUUUACCCACACAAGCAGCGCCCCCUGGAGAAGCCUGACGGACUGGACGUGUCAGACCAGAGCAAGGAGCACCCCCAGCAUCUGUGUGAGAAGUGCAAGGUCCUGGGCUACUACUGCCGCCGCGUGCAAUAACUGUCCACAGUACGCAAAGAGAAGGAGAGAAGCCGCCGGAUCCAAGAUGGAGUAACCAGGAUCCAAAACGGCGUCCGUUCUUCAUGACAUCUUCACUCGCGUCAACUCCAGAAGCCUUAAAUCUAUGGCAGACUGUUGCUCCCUUAUUCGUAGCAAGUUUUUGUCAAUGUAUUAAUUGUGGAUUUACAUGGAAUGAUGGUGGACAACUUACAAAAAGUGCUUUCUGAUUUUUAAAUAUACAAAGAUGGUUAAGUUUUCACAAUCACUCAAAAGGAGAUCACUGCUUAAAAUAAGUGACAAGUGGCCAUCUUGGGCUAGCUAAGCUUUCAGGACGAACUUAUCUACAAUAUUUGCUUUUUUUGGUUUGUGAUUAUCAGCUUGUCCCUCCUAGCCCACAGUAGAUUUUAAGAGAGUACAAUGAGUAGCAAUGUUAUCUUUCCAUUGUAUUCAAGAGUUUCAAGUUACAUCACUUUUUGCCUUUUAUGGGUGCCAUUUUGAGAACUUUGGUCAUUCAAAGAUAGAAUAGCAUGUUUUGGAUUGUUUAUUAUUAUUUUACAUCACUUGAAAACCCUGGAUGUUACCAAAAUCCAACUUGCCUUACUUCUCCCAUAACACAACUACCCAAAACAACAAAAAUGGUAGGCCUAUUUUGCUUAAGUUCUUAAUUUCUAAAAGUAAAAAAACAGUUACUCGCAAUAGAACAACACAGAAUGUCCCUGCAGGGCUACCAUAGCAGUUUCCAAAAUGGUGGCUACAUGUUUACAGAAUGUCAUGAUUAGAGUGACCAGAUUUUCAAAAUAAAAAACUGGGACACUCUCGGUUAGGGGUGGUAGAUAAUAAUAAAAUUGUGAAACAAGUACGUAAUUAAGGAAAACUGUUUUGUACUUGGCCCAUUUUUGACAUGCGAGUCCCUAUACUCAUUUUCUUGGUCAUUUUUAAGCAGCUUUUUUGUAUUUUACCUAAACAAAUGUCAAUAUACGCCCAUCUUUACUGUUGGCAGGUAUAAGACUGGUCAAAAAUAGGGAAAUUUCUUGUAUAAAACUGGGACAAAUCAAUGGUUUUGGAUAAAUCUGCAAGGGUUCAAAACUGGGACUAUCCCGGGUAAAUAGGGACAUCUGGUCACCAUAGGCUAAAUGUUUACAGAACGCCGUGUUAACUCACUUUGUUCUAAUAAUUAUCCGCGUAGCUUGGCUCUGCACCCUCUUAUCCACCGCCCAUUAAAUUCCAUGUAAAUGCCACAACGCGCACUACACCUAUGGGAGCAAUUUCUCUCUCACUUAAGCGCUCUUCGUAAAAUCCAGUGACUGUGUGUGCUUUGUAAACCUACUGGCCCUGCAUUAGCCAUUAGCAUUAGCCUUUAGCAUUAGCAUCGUUAGCAUCACUGUCAGUAUUACCUCUUUUCGGGGUUCUUUGGCUUCGUGUUUACAAAAAUCUGCCUUCCAUUUUGUCUAUGUUACGUUAUAAUAAUAUGCCCAGGGCCUUAUGAUGUCUUGCCAUGUAACCAGCACAUCUAAUCUAACUGUGAAUGAACUAAGGGAUACCGUGCCAUAUACGUCCCUUUAGCUUACAUUUGGGCCUAUUUAUUUUGCUUUGUGUGCAAUCGGAACUUGUAACUGGGACAUGAAGUAAUGCAUUUGUAUGUUGUUUUGUUAAAAUCGCUUCACAGUGCCUUUAUAGAGACUACUGUAGGCUCAGAUGCUAAAUAAUCGCGCUUUUUUCCGUCCCCGAAAUUGUUUUUUGUAGUCACUUAUGUCAAGCUAAAUAUAUUCAGUGUGUUUCUAAUUAGUACAUGUAAUGAUUUGUCAAAGCUACAAAAUAUCUAAAAGAAAAGGGCUGUCCGCAGGAUUGCUUCAGCAUGGGUCCAGGGACUAGAGAUUGUAGUAAUGCCACAAUUUGAUUAGCAUUACGUUAGCGGGUUAGCCGUACAUAUGUUGGACUUUAAAAUAAAUUGAAAGCAUGCAGGGAGAGUGGUGCCUGAAGGGUUAGUGUUUUGGGGAUGACAGCAAAGUAAAGUCUGUGGAAAAAGUAUUAAGGCUUGCACUCAGAGAUAUGUCCAAGAGGCAGGGGUGUCACCGUCCAUUAGAGCCAAUUUGAUAAGAUCAUAUAAAAUGUCUCUAGCACUUUUGUGAAACUAAUAAGCUUCACCAGCUCAGUGUAACUUGUGGAAAUUUAUUCAUACACUUGUUGCAAUUAGUGGUCAGAGAGGACUGGUGCCUAUCCCAGUAGAUGGGCCUAAGGCAGGGAAUUGCAGUUUAUAUAAAAAACAAAGCAAUAAACAAAUAAAAUCAGGGAACACUUGCCUUGCACAUUGUAAACGUGUCCAGGAGCAUUCACACUUGAGAGAACAGUGAAAUAUAAUCUGAUAAACCAAUGCAAAUGCUAACACAACCACCAUGUAUAAUGCCAGCGCUAAGCUCUAAUGAGGCUCUUGUACAAAGGCAAAACAGGCAAACUAUUCUUUUAGGAUUGGUAUCUAAAUGUGAUUAUUUUGGUGACACCUCUGCCAUGCACUGUCUGAAGUAUGUAUGUUUAAACUGUGGAGGCGAGCUGUAAAGAAGGAUCACUGAAAGUGACAAAGAUGACAUGUGAAUUCAAUAGAGGCCUAUAUUUGUAAACUGAUAUAUCUUUAAGAGUUUUUCAUACGUAUGUGUCCCUCUGUAUUGUUUACACACGACAAUGAAGAACAUAGGAAAUCUAUUGGUAGACAUAACUCUUUAUAUUGUGAAGUUUUGUAAAAGUAAAAUUUUAUAUUUGUAGCCAUGCAAAAAUAUUUCAUACAAACAAUUUGUGCCUUAUGAAAUGUAAUCAGAAUACGAGUGAUGCUUUUUGACCUAAGGAUCAGAAGGACAUCUACUGUAGACGAUCUAGUGAAGUGAAAAUGAGCAGCUUGGAUGAGUUUAGAUCUACUUGCAGAUGAGAUAAUUUCAUAAGAAUGACUGUCACUUACAUGGAAUGUUGAAUUCAAAGUGCACUGGCUGAAAAAUAUAUUGAAACCAGUCAGUAAAACCAAGUUGAAUAAUUGAAGCUUAACUAAAACCAACUUUAACAUCUACUCCAUCAAGCCUUUGAAUUAGAGUGAUCUGAACUCUCUACCAUGUAGCGUGUUGCAGGUUGACUAUAGCCAGCGUUGCCUCAUUAGCGCUGUGAGCUGGCUCUAGCCUUUUUCACAUGGACACAAUUUGCUGAGCUGGAGCCAGGGGCUGAGGCAGCACAUCCAGCUGGCACACUGCGUCCCUCUGCGGUUCGUUGUCAUGGAAUAUCAACAAAGAUGUUAUUGCUUCAACACAACAUCCCGAUCUGCUGUGCUCACGUUUUCUCCGUCUUCUCUGUGUUUACGCGAGGGGGGGUCGGGCCGGUCCGGAUAGAGAUUUGGUCACUCUGAGGAGGGGUUUUUACUGGCUGAAAAUGGUACCUCUUAAGUUGGAAGGAUCAUUUGGUGACUUUGCAUUUUGGAAAGUUGACGGGAAGGAACAGAAUGUGAUCAUAGGCGGUCACAGUUGGGAACAAUGUGUUUGCCCAGAGGGAGUUUUUUAAGUGUUUUGAAAAUUCUGUUCCGUUUCAUGAUUGAGAAAAUGGGAUAAUGUGUAAUAUGGAGAAGUGGACAGGAGUUGUCACGCAGGUUCAAGAAGCACUAUGAAACUUUUCUGCUGGAGGGUUUGUCACUAUCUUAUCUUUCACAAUCCCACAAUAUGGCACUAAAUGUUUCUAGCAUGCAUUUAUUCAAUUACAGAGGCUAGUGCAGUUACAAAAACCUUCAAAAAUAUUCAUUCUUACUGUGACUCGGGUCUCCUCUUUGCAGAUCUGACCUGUAACUAGGAUCAGUGGUGCCACUUCCAUUAAUACUACUUUGUGGAACAUUCUAGGUAAAGCAAAAACAUUUCCACAGAGACAAGCCAGAAAAGUUAUAUAUCAUACCUUUGUUUUACGCUAAAAAUAUGCAAUUUAUUUUCAAAAGUCAUUGAUUCUCAGGCUGUAUAUUGGUCUAAUGAUUUAAUCCUUAAUUUGGUGGUAAACUACUUUUGUAAUCACACAAAAUUGCCAUGGGGCAGUCUGAUUAAGAAGUGGUAUCCAUUCUGUGCCUCUAGCCUCUGACAUCUCUCUCUCCUUGACUGGCUAACAUUUCAAUGGCCUACAUACCGUAUCUUUUGGCCAUAGACACAGUAAUAGUAAACACAGACAUAGUAAUGGUAAUAGCCACAAGUCUGCAACUAAUAAGAGAAAUCCUUUGUGAUUGCUCCUGUCUAGUUCUACAAAUUACUAAUAGUAGGCCUGUCACGAUAACAGAUUUAAAUGCAUGAUAUAUUGCUACAGAGAUGCAAUACUGCAAUAAACGAUAAUGUUGAAACUAAUUUAUGCCACGGACACAAUAACAAUAACGCAGUAAACAAUUUUGAAAUAGGCAGCAUUGUUAAAAACGCCUGAACUGCAACAAAUAAAUAACAGAUUGAACCGAUAAUUAGCCACAGAAGUUAGUUAUUCAACCCUCUGCAGUGUAAAUCUUGUUGUAUUUAAAAAAAAAAAAAAAUCCAGAUCUCCCCAAUUUGUGCACAUGUUACAUUUUGAAUGAUAACGAUAAGUCAAUAUAGUAAUUAUCGUGACAGGCCUAAGUAAUAGUAGCGUAGUAGUAGUAGUAGUAGUUCAAAUUAGAUAACCUGGGUAUCUCGCAAGAUUACUCCUUUAAAGUGUAUCUUUCUUUGUGUGUUGACACUUAAAACAACUUGCACUGUGUAACUUUUCUCGUUGGAGGGUGCGUCAAAUACUUUUCUCCAUAGAGAUGUCACUGCUCUGCCGGGAAUGUUCCACAGUAUGACAUUAAACAGCUCUCACUUACAUUUAUUCAAUUACAGGUGGUUUUAUAGCUCAAAAAAACUUAGGAAAACAGACUGUGAGUGGGGUCGCCUCUCCACAGAUGUGACUUAUAACUUGGUCUGGUUCUUCCUCUGAAGAUAGAAAGGUUUAAUGCCAUUCUGUGAAACUUUCGAGGUAGAGCAAUAACAUCUCCAUGGAGAAAAAUAUUUGAGAGACCCCCCCACUAGAAAAGUUACACAAUGCAUCUUAACAUCUGAACCAUAUUAAGGGUAAAACGUGUAAACUAACUAAGUUGUAUUCUAAUAAUAAUUGUAGGCUAAAAUAUGGCAGAAAUUUACUAACAACUCAGUAAGAAUCCAGUGUUAAAGGUAAACCAACUGCCAGUGAAAGCAGCUGAAACAGAACAUUUGAAUAUUGAGAUAUUUGCUCUUAAAGUCUUGAACGACAUACUUGACUUUUCUAGGACCGUUUUAUAUAAGCAAGAUGUGUAUUUCAAAAUUUUAAAAUGUUGUGAAAAUUUUAUAAAGCAAUCUGCAAAAAAUUUCAAGAAAUAUUUCCCGGAACAAGAUAUUUUCUGUUUUUGUAUAUAUUUGAUGGCCGUUUUGUUAGCUCUUUUAGCAACUUUCAAGCUUUUUAUGUGAAGAAGGGCCGAUUGGUGAAAAUUUUGGAAAAAAAAAAAAAAAAAGCUGGGAGAAUAUUCAGAAUUUUCAGAAAUCUGAGGGCGUAUCCUGCAGAAAUAUUUAAGAUUUUUUACUCUUAUUUUGUAUAGAAUAUGCAAGUUACACUAAAAAGGAAAUAUUGUUUUCUACAUAGGAUAUUAUGAAAAAGCUGGUACAUAAUUAAUAUGCAAUUAUAAGCCAAUGUAUAGGAAGAUUUAUCAGUGUUGAAUUGCUAACUAACUGUGCUGCCAUGACAACCAUACAGUCGCCUUUUAUGUAUCUAUGACACUAUUUUGAAAGUAUAUUUUUGCUUUUAUUCUUAUUUAGUGACUGAUACUCACCACUGUAUUAAGCACGUAAACUGUGAGAUGUAGUUUGCUUCAAACGACAAGCAAAUAUUAUAAUAAAAAAAUAUAUAUGGUGUAUUUUGAUGUUAUUAAUAGUAGUUGUAGUAGCGAUUGUACUAUACUUUUGAAGAGAGAGUGUGACAAAGAACUGUUUUUAGAGUUUGCAUGUGCAUGUGUUUGGUUUUAUGAAAUAGUAUGGAAUAUUAUUUGGUGCAAUGUAAUUUAAAUACAGUAGUUUGCUAUAGUAUAUAUUGUUUUAACUCUAAGAGCAACUUCUGGUUAGUUAUAAUCGGCCUGGUUACACCUAUGGAUUAUAUUGUAGUGUUUUUGCACCAAAAUUUUCAUGUCAUAAAACAACAAAUUUAGAUUUUAAACUGUUACAGUGGAAAAAAAAUGUUGAAUUGUCAAAAAUGUUAAAUCUAACAUCUGAUUUUAAUUCUAUUUUUUCAGAUUUGUUUUUCUUUUUUCCUCCACAUUUUUUCACUUUUAAAAAAAAAUAUUUUUCCCCCCAUAUUUUUUAUUUUUUUUUCCCCCCAUAUGAUAAUUCCUGUCUAAUAUAAAGUCUUUGUCAUUUUUCAUCAAAUUGUGUGUGUUCCAAUAUAGCAAAAAAUACAACUUCGUAAUCAAUUUUGCAAUCAAAACAGUGACCCUAACUUCUAAAAUUUUCACAUUUUCAAAAAAAAAAAAAAAGUCCAAUGUAAUUACAAUAUAUGCACAUAUGUGUAUCCAGGCCCUAUUUGUAGCCUACAUAUUUACUGAAUGUAUUGUUUAACACUUAUGUGGUCAAUUUGCGUUGUAUUCUUGACUGUUAUCACUUGAUACUUGUAAUGCGAUAUUGCAAUAAUGAACUAUGUAGACUGGACAGAACACAGAUGUUUUUGGAGCGAGUCGUAGUAGUAUCCAAGAGAAUAGGUCUGUAAAUUCAUGUCCACGAAACGGCAUUCCAAAAUGUGCCUUAUUUGUUAGAUGGGAGACUAUUGUAGUGCUUUUAGUGCUGUUCAAAUUUGACAAAUAAAAAGAUCAUGAUGAA